Gracilinanus agilis (Agile Gracile Mouse Opossum) is the source of this 4864-nucleotide messenger RNA. RefSeq names its product metal response element binding transcription factor 2 (gene MTF2). Gene Ontology annotation, cellular component: nucleus. The coding region runs from base 19 to 1509 and encodes 496 amino acids. NCBI's taxonomy places the organism in Eukaryota, Metazoa, Chordata, Mammalia, Didelphimorphia, Didelphidae. Gene Ontology annotation, biological process: regulation of DNA-templated transcription; chromatin organization. The transcript has 12 exons. The record is from RefSeq and is a predicted model, not a curated record. Gene Ontology annotation, molecular function: chromatin binding; DNA binding.
GCCACUGGAAGUGGGGAAAUGGUCUGUACAAUAUGUCAGGAAGAGUAUUCAGAAGCUCCUAAUGAAAUGGUUAUAUGUGAUAAGUGUGGGCAAGGGUAUCAUCAGUUAUGUCAUACACCUAAUAUUGAUUCCAGUGUGAUUGACUCCGAUGAAAAAUGGCUCUGUCGGCAAUGUGUUUUUGCAACAACAACAAAGAGGGGUGGUGCGCUUAAGAAAGGACCAAAUGCCAAAGCGUUACAAGUCAUGAAGCAGACUUUACCCUACAGUGUGGCAGACUUAGAAUGGGAUCCAGGUCAUAAAACCAAUGCUCAGCAAUGCUACUGCUACUGUGGAGGCCCUGGAGACUGGUAUUUAAAAAUGUUGCAGUGCUGCAAAUGUAAGCAGUGGUUUCAUGAGGCUUGUGUGCAAUGCCUUCAAAAGCCAAUGUUAUUUGGUGACAGAUUUUAUACAUUCAUUUGCUCUGUCUGUAGUUCUGGACCGGAAUACCUCAAACGUCUGCCCUUACAAUGGGUAGAUAUAGCACACCUUUGCCUUUAUAACCUAAGUGUUAUUCACAAGAAGAAAUAUUUUGAUUCUGAACUUGAACUUAUGACGUACAUUAAUGAAAACUGGGAUAGAUUGCACCCUGGAGAGCUGGCAGACACACCAAAAUCUGAAAGAUAUGAGCAUGUUCUGGAGGCAUUAAAUGAUUACAAGACCAUGUUUAUGUCAGGAAAAGAAAUAAAGAAGAAGAAACAUUUAUUUGGGUUGAGAAUUCGUGUUCCUCCUGUGCCACCAAAUGUGGCUUUUAAAGCAGAGAAAGAGCCUGAAGGAACAUCUCAUGAAUUCAAAAUUAAAGGCAGAAAAGCAUCUAAACCUAUACCUGAUCCAAGAGAUAUAAGUAAUGGUAUAGAAAAGAAAGGAAAGAAAAAAUCUGUAGGUCGUCCACCUGGCCCAUAUACAAGAAAGAUGAUUCAAAAGACUUCAGAACCAUCUUCUUUGGUAAGUAUAUUAGAAAAGGAAUCAGUUCCAGAGAAUCCUACCUUGGAUUUGUCUUCCUCUAUAGGGAAACCUGAUGGAACUGCACAUUCAUCCAAUACCUCAGAUGUGGACUUAACGGGUGCUGCCAGUACAAAAGAAACUACCUCAUCUACCAUUUCCAAGCAUUAUGGUUUAUCUGACUCCAGAAAGAGAACUCGGACAGGAAGAUCGUGGCCUGCUGCAAUACCACACCUGCGGAGGAGAAGGGGGCGCCUUCCUCGGAAAGCACUCCAGACGCAGAAUUCUGAAAUUGUGAAAGAUGAUGAAGGCAAAGAAGAUUAUCAGUUUGAUGAACUUAACACAGAGAUUCUUAAUAAUUUAGCAGAUCAGGAAUUACAGCUUAAUCAUCUAAAGAACUCUAUUACCAGUUAUUUUGGUGCUGCAGGUAGAAUAGCAUGUGGUGAAAAAUAUAGAGUAUUGGCUCGUCGGGUGACGCUUGAUGGAAAGGUGCAGUAUCUAGUGGAGUGGGAAGGAGCAACUGCCUCCUGACUGUAGGACUGAGGGAACAUUAUGUUCACUGCACUCUCAUCUUCUGUAGGCACAGUUCAGAGCCCUGAAGGAGCUGGCUUUGACUCUCUUUCUGAAACCCCCCCACAUACACAUAUGCACACACAUGCACGCAACCACACAAUUACACACACACACCAAACACACAUUAUAGGGAAAUAUUAGCCUUAACGUGUACCUGUUAACGAAAUGGAUAUUGUCAUAAAAGCUAUCUUUUAAAAUCAGAACAGAGACUUAAUUUUUUAAUCUUAAGAUUUGUAGAUUGUUUCUAGGAUAGGCUAUUAAAAUGAUCCAAACUCAUGCAUGGUGUUAGAUAAUUUUUCUAGAUAUUCCAUUGAGUCAGUUCUUGUGAUUAGUGGUUUUCAGCGCAAACAGAUCAUGUAGAUAGCACAAGUCUUUGGAGAAACGUUGUCUGUUUUGUUACCAAAAUGUUUGCAGAAAUGAAUUUCUAUUUCAAUACCUUUUAGAUUUCGUAAAGUGCAGUGUAUAUAAUGCCUACUGAAAGACUGUAAAAUAUUGAAAUUUUUCUUUCAAGCAAAGUGUAAAAAAUAUAUUGAGCCUGUAAAUUGCUCCAUGACUAGACUUCAUUGUCGUCUUAAUAUAUUCUUUGCAUGUGCAUAUAUAUAUACAUAAUAUGUGUAUAUAUAUGUGUGUGAUUAUGUGACCUAUGCAAUACAAAUUAUGGGAAUGGGCAGCUUUGGAGUAUAUAUAUCCCAUAAUUCUUUUUUCAGGAAUAGUUGCAGUAUUUACACAGCAGCAUUUCUUCUCAGGCUUUAUCAGGUGCUGUUGCUUGCUAUGUAUGAAGAGAAAUAUGUCAAACCAGUGCAGUGUGUUCUGCUGGAAGGGUAUGAACAACAGUGUUCAUGGGCUUCUUGUAAUGCUUUUUAGUUCUGGUCCUUGUAACUCAGCUGUUCAGAACCUAAAACAAAAGUCAGAUAUGAACAUUAUCUCCUACUAGAAGUAACGUGUUCAAGUUUUUGUGGCACAUUAUGAUUGUAAAUGUCUCCCAGUUUUAACAAGUCUGUAGGGAUUCCACAAAAGAUUCCUACAAUGUCUGUAGAAAUGUUAGUGUUUGAUAAAUGUAGUAUGAACAAAGUAUUUUAUUGCACAGGGUUCACAAACAGUAUGUUGCCUGUUGAGGCUACCACUGUUUUUAUUACAACAUUACCUCUUGUUUUUAUAAAAUGUACCAAGUUUUAAAUUGAUAACUUUAUUUUACAUGUAAAAAGACAAUUCCUUUUAUCACCAGUGUUAGAUGUAUUUUCUUAGUCUUUUCCUUUUUUUGUUUUGUUUUGAUUUGUUUUUUUUUUUAGCCAAAGAGUAAACAAAAGAAUAUUCAUAUUUUGGUGGCUAUUCAUUUUACUCUUAAAAAUGACUGGUGUUUAGCUUAAAAAUUGGAAAUUUGCCACCAAAAUGGAAAAAAAAACAUGUAAAAUGUCAUAGAAGAUUGGUUAAAAAUGUGGGUUAGUGCUUAUUUAUUCCAUUAAUUGCUUAUUUGACUGUUUAUAAAGAAAGUUGCUUUAUUUCCUUAAACAUCUUCAAAAGAUGACUUCUUCCUGUCACAUCAUAGCCCAAAGAAGCAGAGAAUGUGGUUGUCCUGCACUUGGUUCCUGGUCAGCCAGGUAUAAAGGAGCUUUACAAAAGGGCAAACUAAAAACUCACCUCUGUUUGCCACCACCAGAACCUGAUUUUUCCCCCUAGCUAUUCAUUUAAAGUUGCCUUUCCUGCAGCUGCAAUAUUUUGAUAACACAGAUUUUGUGUUGAUUUUUGAAUGUUUGUUUAAAUCUAGGGGUAAUGGAAAAAUGUAAAUCCCAUGUAACAUAAUUCAUUCCACUUGUAUUCACAUUAUUUCAUUCUCCCAAAGUCCUUUAAUUCUAACUGAACACCAGCAGUAUUUAUAGUAAAGCUUUCUAUGAUAUGCUUGGAAGACAAUUUAUCCAGCUAUACUGUCUUUAGAUUUAAUAAUUGUGAAUGUCUAUUUGAUUUUAUCUUGGUGGUUCAUAUGGCUCUGAUGUUCAGUUUGUAUUUUUGGAAUUGCUUUACUUAGAAUUAAAACAGGCCAACAUUAAAUGUGUGUAUUUUUAAGAGAUAAUGAGUUUUGCUUUUGUAUUUGUUUGAAAAUACACACUGGCACAGUAAAUGACUACUUUUAGCAUGGAGUUAAGGAAUUUCCAACUCCAUUGCUAAUAUGAUUCCACUGCUAAUUCUGAUUAAUAGUGGAAAAGUUUUACUGCCCUCAUUCUCCCUUUGAUCUCCAAAGCAAAAAAAUAAUUAUUUCAAGUCCAUCUUAAAUUGUCUGUUUGACAAGUAGUAAAUAUUUAGCCAUCUUACAUAUUAGAUAUUUUAAAAAUAGGUAUUUUUCCUCAAAAUAACUCAAUGAGAUUUUUAGCCUAUUUUUCAACUUCUGCUCAUAAAGAGACAUCUACAAGUCAGGAUGAAUCAAGGUUCAUUUGUUAGGGUGCUCCAGAGUUAGAGUUAAAAUUUGCUUUCUACUGAAAAAAAAAAUCAUUUUGUCCAAGUUAAGGGAGUUUAUUUUUAACCAUAGCUUUCUUUACUCUGCUACUAAGAAAUUACUAAUCUUUAAAAUCUCAGAUAAAUGUGACCAGAAUACAAACAUCAAAAUAAUGGAAGUAAAUACCCAUGUCUUUUGUAAAAUGUAAUGCAGUUAACAAGGUCUUCUAUAUUCGUGUAUCAAACUUUGCCAAGAAGUGAGAUCAAACUAGAAGUGUGAGACCAUUUUUGUAUUUUGUGUGUGUUAUGUAUAGAUCAGUUUGGUAAUGUAAAAUGUACAACAGAACUCUUUCUUGCUGAGGCUUUUACUGUAUACUGUAGGGUUUGGGUGGAGGAGACAUGAUCUGAUUUAUAUAAAUAAUAAUAGGUUGUCAUAUAAUUGGGUGGUUAUAUAGAUUGGGAGUGGUCUUGUGAUUGAUUGGAAAGGAAAUGUCUCUAUGUAAUUUUGGAAAGUAAUUUUUUAAAUGACUAUUCUAGACAUAUUCUCCUUAUUGGUGCUUAUUUGUACCAGGGAAACACAAUGUUAGGUGAAACAAUAUACAGGUAGCAGUUAGUUCCAUAGGAACUAUCUUUAAAAUGUUAGAAAUGCAACAGUGUUAAGUGGGAUUUAGUUAUAAGGCAUAAUGAAUUUAUUACAAAACUGUAUUGGUUGGAGUAUAUUUAUAUGAGUUCUGCCUUAAAUGUGGGAAUUUUUUUUCCAAAUUUUAUAUGAAUGCUUUCCUAAGUAUACACGCCUGAAAAAUUUAUUCUGAUUCUUUUGUGGUAAUUGAUCAGGCAUGCUUUUUGGAAGAAAAAAAACCAAAAAAUUAAACAUAUCUAAAGUAGA